Molecule: messenger RNA, 756 nt
Organism: Sordaria macrospora k-hell
Lineage: Eukaryota; Fungi; Ascomycota; Sordariomycetes; Sordariales; Sordariaceae
Source: RefSeq, a predicted model, not a curated record
AUGACGAGUUUCUCCACCCAGCCUUCGCAGCGCAGCUCUCGUCAGCCACCCAAGUUGACAUCCAAGGCGCACAUGGGUUCUGGACUUAAAUCGAGCGUCCCCCGCCCUCUUGUCCCAUCCCCCUUCUUCCUCUUCAUUUUCGCCUUCAUCAUUAUCUUCUUCUUCGUCGUCGUCCUCACAUCUUCUUCCCUUUCUUCUCUCUUCUUCUUCUCCUCCCUCGCAACCACUUCAUUGUUGGACCAAGGGACAUUCCAUCCACAAAAAGCCAGCUCCACCGCGAGCUCUCCUCUGGUCUUCCUUUCCCUGUUGGCUCCACCAUCUCCCACCUGCUCAAGUACACCAGAGCGGGCGGGCGGCGACGAGGGCCUUGUCACAACGAAUCCCGGCAGGGCCUCCGUGCUCGCUAGCCAUUGUCAUCCACUGAAGAAAACGCCCGGAAUAUCUCAGCAAGCCUGGUUUCUGCCUCACCGGGGCCUCCCCCAGCUUGGACGGCACAGUGGCGCCUUCGGCUUGGUUUGCCUCCGGGUGCUCUUACCAAGGAUUCGAACGAGUACAUCUCUUGCCUUGCUCUCACCAUCAUCGAGAGUUUGCUCUUCCGGCACUGACUCCAAGAAGCCGCCCGAAGGCGACGAGGAGACCAGUCCAGGUCAAGUGAAGGGGAGUGACCAGUACACCACCUCCAAGAAUUCCAUACUUGAAAUGUCCGGGGCCCAACGAGGCCAUCUUCUCCGAGUUCGCCGGUAUGGCCGGUGCUGA